AAUUAACUUCUACGCCUCUCUCUCUGCAAUUACUUUUUGAGGGCAUCUUUCUCUAGAAUAUUGAAUAUUGCUGACUUGAGCGUUGAAGUGUUUUCUUUGAGAAAACAUCCUCGGGAAUUUCAGGUGUGGAAACAGCUGAAGACAUCAAUAGUGUUGGAUCACAAAGCUGCCCAACACAACGAGGAAGCGUACAAUCUAUGCAGAAAUGCUAGCGAUAAAUUACGACGGUAAUGGCAUCAAGAGAGAGGAGGAACCAUUACGCAAAGACUGAGUGAGACUAGAUGGAAGCCUCCUGAAGCAGGUCUUAUAAAAAUUAACGUGGAUGGGGCAUUUUUUGCUGAACAGAAGGCAUUUGACGCUGGGGCUAUAGCACAGGAUUCAUUGGGAGAGGUUUUGGCAGCCAUUGUUCGUAAAGGACAGGGGCUAAGAACCUUAUGUUCAAUAGUUUUUUUCUUUUUUUUUUUUUGGUUCGGAACAUUCGGUGUCCGGAAAUUCACUGAGCUACCGAUUAAUUCGAAUUUUGAGCCAAACAAGAUCCAACGAACGUAUUGUCUUUGAAUCGGACUGCGCAGCUAUGGUAACGGCGAUUUUUGGGGACCCUCAAUCGUCAAUCCCUUAAUUCCAAUAUAGUCCCUCCCUCGGAAAAAUGGCCGAUGCUAUAAUUUCCUUAAUCCUAGACAUGCUAAAAACAACCAUCGUCAACAAAGCGAAGGAAGAGGUGAAGCUGCUGGUCGGUGUUAAGGAAGAAGUGAAAAAUCUUGAAAGAAAUCUUGAUCUCAUCCAAAGCGUGCUUGUCCGUGCUGAGCGGAAGAAAAGAACGGACGAGCUUGUCAAGAAAUGGCUGGAUAGGCUCAAAGAAGCUUCUUUCGACAUGGAGGAUGCCUUGGAUGAGUGGAGAACUGCAGUAGAGCUGGAAAUACAUGGGGCACAAAAUCAGAAGAAGGUACUGUGCAAUUUCAUUUCAUGCUUUUCUUUCGAUCGGCUAGGUGCCCGUCGUAAAAUUGCAGUAAACAUAAAGGAAAUCAAUCGAAAAUUAGAUGAGAUUGUAAAGGAGAAAGAUAGAUAUGAGUUGAGAGCUAAGGAAAUUGAACUUCCAAGACGGCAAGAAAGUACCUCAUUUCUUGAUGCGUCAAAAUUAUAUGGAAGGGAUGGCGUGAAGACAACAAUACUGAGCUAUUUGUGGGGAGAGAAAAGUAAAGAGGAGGCUGGUGAUAUAUUUCAAACCAUUUCUAUAGUAGGAAUGGGGGGAAUGGGAAAGACAGCCGUCGCACAACUUGUCUAUAAUGACCAGAAUGUUAAAAAGCAUUUUGACAAUGUAAUCUGGGUAUGCGUCUCUAACCCUUUUGAAGAGAAAACAGUUGCAAAGGCAAUCAUUCAAGGGCUUGAAACACUUAACCUUGGUCAAGCAUCUGGUCUAGAAUCAAAUCCAUUGCAAGUCCUUUUACACAGAAUUUCUAACUCUAUCAAGGGAAAGAAAUUUCUUCUAAUUUUAGAUGAUGUUUGGGCAGCUAACUGUGAGAGGUGGGAAUCAUUUAAAGCCCCCUUGAGAGUUGCCUCUUCAGGAAGUAGAAUUUUGGUGACUACUCGUGAUUCUAAAGUUGCAGCAAUGAUGGGGUCCAAUCCCCACCAAAUCAUUCGUCUUGAGAUAUUGAAAAAUGAGGAGUGUUGGUUAAUAUGUAGAGACAUAGCAUUCGAAGGAAAGGACAAAGAGUCCUGCAAAAUUUUGGAGGAAACAUUCUCGAAGAAAAUUGGGAAUAGAUGUAAAGGGUUACCACUUGUUGCAAAAACUCUAGGGAGCCUCUUAAAGUCUAAAAGAAGUAAAGAAGAGUGGCAAAGUCUCUUGGAUAGUAAUUUGACACAAAGUGAUAUUUUUGCCUCUUUGCUAUUGAGUUAUUAUGAUUUACUUCCUCCUGUAAGGCGGUGCUUCUUGUACUUUGCUACUUUCCCCAAGAAUUUCUUAAUCUGGCAAAGUAACAUAAUUGGACCCUGGAUGGCACUUGGUUUCUUAGGCUCUGACGGUGAUGCAGAUUUGGAGUCAAAAGGGGAAGAAUACCUUCGUAUCUUAGUGGACCGCUUCUUCUUUCAACAUGUUCAAGUAACCAAGGAUGGACACGUUGUGAAUUGCAGGAUGCAUGAAGUGGUAAAUGAUUUUUGUCAAUAUUUGGCAGAGAAUGAGUUUGCGACAAAGGAGGUCAAGUCCAAUCAUUUCACUAUAGACUGGGCAAAACAUCGUCACUUGGGAGUAACGGUUGAUGAGCAGAGGCCUUUUCCUUCAUCCAUUUCUGGUGCACAAAAAUUGAGAGCUCUUACAACUUUCACUGGAGAGGGUGCUUUGACUUGCGAGGCCUUGCGUAACUUGUUUAAUCAAUGUAGACGCUUAAGGGUAUUGGAUUUUGCUUGGCCUGAUUUUCAAAUUAGUCAUUUAUGUGAAGAAAUUCCUGAAGAAAUUGGAAAAUUGAUACACUUGAGAUACCUUGACUUGGCUCAUAGUAAUCGAUUAGAAAGGUUGCCUGAAGCACUCUGCGACCUACAUAAUUUGCAGUAUUUGAAUCUCAACGGGUGCAAAAAACUCAAGCAAUUGCCUAACGGGAUAGCAAAACUAAUCAACUUGAGGCUUCUUCGAACUAAUGGUUGCUUUGCUCUCACUCACUACCCAAAAGGCAUUCAAAAAUUAACUUCUCUUAGAAAGUUAUGGGGGGCCAUUGCUAGAGCUGAUUGCAAUGAUGCUAAGGAAUUUAGCCUUGCCGAUCUUGGAAACUUAAAGUACCUCCGCAGUGUUUGGAUGAAAGUUGUGGGAAAUUCAAUCGACAAGGGGGAAGCUAGAAAAGCUCUACUUCAGAAUGUCCGAGAGUUAAGGAUAUAUUUGGCUGGGAACAUUAUGGAAGAGGAUAUAAUUGAAGUCUUAGAUCCUCACUCGCAGAUAAGAAGUCGAAAGUUCUACAAAGAUUUCGUUUUGGACGGCUAGUGCCGGCGUGCCAUUGAAUAUAAAAGGUGGUACACUGAUUUAUCCAAGCUAUGUGCUCGAAUUUUAAUUUCUUCAAUUAAACAUUACUGAUUUCUUAUUUCUUCUACUUCUUCUUCUUCUUUUUUAAUAGCGAUAUUCAUUACUGAUUUAUUUUCUCACACUAAUUAACUAUAGACUUUGAUUUGCAGUUGCCUGCGAUUGUCUGUGUGGAGUGCAUGCUUCCUUCCUCAAGCUAAUGGUUUAGUAUUUGGAACAAUAGAGCUUUCAUUUUUAU
Molecule: messenger RNA, 3239 nt
Organism: Rubroshorea leprosula
Lineage: Eukaryota; Viridiplantae; Streptophyta; Magnoliopsida; Malvales; Dipterocarpaceae
Source: the annotation of a GenBank genome assembly